Messenger RNA from Suillus paluster, 324 nucleotides. RefSeq lists its product as uncharacterized. The record is from RefSeq and is a predicted model, not a curated record. The annotation marks the transcript as partial. The transcript has a single exon. Lineage: Eukaryota; Fungi; Basidiomycota; Agaricomycetes; Boletales; Suillaceae.
GGGAGGAAGUGUACUAUUCAUUGGGAGGGGGUCUGUAGUGCUUGUACUGAACAUCUACUUGCCUGGUGCAAGGAAAAUGAAGACGCAUGCAUCAAGCUUUUCUCUGAUUCUGCAAAGGAUGCCAAGGAGCAAGGUCGGAAGAAGAAGCAGAGUGGAACUUCAAGAGAUAUCUUCUAUUCACAGGCCACACAAGCUGUAUUUUCGAAUGACAAGGAUCUGGAGGUGCUGUUACGAUUGUCUGUGAUACCUUUCAUUUUCCUCUUCACCCUUUUACAUCUUUGCUUCUUCACAUUGACACCAUGUCACUGUGUCACCCUUUCCUGA